UGAUCAGCUGUGUCCAAUCACAGCUGAUCACCCUGAUGAUCUGUGUAGCCCCAGCAGUGCCAGCUGUCAGUGCUUAUCUAUGCCACCCGCUAGUGCCACAUCAGUGCCAUAUUUCAGUGCACAUCAGUGCCACAUCAAUGUGACAUAUCAGUGCACAUCUGAGCUGCCUUUCAGUGUCACCCAUCAGUACCAGUCAGUGCCACCUAUCAGUGCUGCCAAUCAGUGCCACCUAUCAGUGCUGCCAAUCAGUGCCAGUCAGUGCUGCCUAUCAGUGUGCAUCAGUGCCGCCUAUCAGUUCCGCCUAACAGUGCCAGUCAGUGCCGCCUAUCAGUGCUGCCUAUCAGUGACAUAUAUGAGUGCUGCCUUUCAGUGUCCAUCAGUGAUGCCUGUCAAUGCCCAUCAGUGCCAUCUACCAGUGCCUCAUCAG
Messenger RNA from Staurois parvus, 427 nucleotides. The record is from the annotation of a GenBank genome assembly. Lineage: Eukaryota; Metazoa; Chordata; Amphibia; Anura; Ranidae.